Molecule: messenger RNA, 1884 nt
Organism: Anolis sagrei ordinatus
Lineage: Eukaryota; Metazoa; Chordata; Lepidosauria; Squamata; Anolidae
Source: RefSeq, a predicted model, not a curated record
CUGAGUGUGAAGUCGACUCACCUGUGAGGCAUCUUCCAUGGAACUCUGGAGAAGAUCAUCCUAAAAGUGUCACCCUGGAAAUGAUACUCCUAAUCCCAGAACAGUGCUGCUUCUUGUCUGCCUUCUGAAGGAAAGAGGAGCUGGCCAAUGUUGGCAAACAGCAGUAGUGGAGGUCCCAAUUGCACUGACUGCAGCCAGGAUUUUGCUGCGGACAUCAGCAAGGUGCUCCUCAUGGUGGUCUUGAUCGUGGGCAUCAUUCUUGGAAACUUGUUGAGCCUCUUGGUUUUUCUCCACAUCAAGCAAUUCAGGACUUCCCAAGGUUACCUGAGGGCCUCUUUGUCCCUGGCUGACUUGGCGGUGGGGCUCAUAGUCGUGCCUUAUUCCAUUUACAGGGAGGUGAGUAGGUUGUCCUCUGGGAUGAAGCAAAAAAGCAACCAGUCUGAACAGCUGGCCUGCUUCAUCACUGGCCCCAUCUUUGCAGGCUGCACUUUUGUCUCCAUCAUCACCAUCUUUUUGCUUUCAGUGGAGAGAACCAUAGCAGUGUUGAAGCCCUUGCAGAGGAAAGCAGUGAUCACCAAGCGCAGGACCAUUUGGUUCAUUGCUGCCUCUUGGGCCAUCGGUAUCUGCUUGGCAGUGCUACCUCUCAUUUCCACCCCUGAUAUCACCUUCCAGUACAACUCCUGCAGCAAGAUGUGCAACUAUUUCUUUCCUCCUGACAAGCUACCUCAAUCCCAUUGGAAUAUCAUGUUGCUGUACCCAGUCUUUGACUUCUCCCUUUUGACUGGCACCUUUGCUGUCAAUGCAGUCACCUUUAUUGCCCUCCACCAAUACUCCAAGAUACGGAAGCAACUAGGCGGGGAGCCGCAGAGUGGCAACCAACUCUCCUUCUCAGACAUCACAGCUGCCAAGACCAUCGGCCUCCUGACCAUUGCCUACUACAUUUCUUUCUUGCCUGUUGCUGUAUUUGUGGUAGGGUCUGUGGUGGGCUAUCCGUGGUGCCAGUUUUCCUUUUAUGCAUUCUGGAUCCUCACUUCUAAUAGCUGUUGGAACGUGGCCAUCUACAGUGUUUGGGACCCCAAGUUCCGGCGUGGGGUUCGAGAGCUGUUCAGCAAGCAGGUGCUGUUAUCUGCCUCCCAGCCACCCAGCCACUCCUUGGAAAGGCACAGUUCUGCCCCUCCCUGCGUUGCUGUCCUGAAAGAGAUGUUCGGCCCAGAGAGAAUUUCAUGACCCUUUGUGAUUUCAUCUAUUUUGUUUAGUAGUUGCUGCUGUGUUGGUGCUCUACAGCAAUCUGGUUGUUUAAGUGAACAUUCUAUGUUUGUAAAUAGUUGUCCUCAUAUUCCAACAUUGCACCUUUGUGGAGGAGUUUCUUUCCAAAAUACUCCUUUCAAUUGCCAGAAUUUUUCUUGCAGCUGCUACAUUGUGACCUCUUGAGCUUUAGAAAAACCCUAGUGACGAUACAAAUUUGUACAUAAGAGCAGAACCAAAAGUAUUUCUUCUCUGUACAACUUGUUAGAUAGUUUAAGUCCAGUGUGUUGUUGAAGACUUUCAUGGUCGGAAUCACUGGUUGCUGUGAGUUUUCCAGGCUGUAUGGCCAUGUUCCAGAAGCAUUCUCUCCUGACAUUUCACCCACAUCUAUGGCAGGCAUCCUCAGAGGUGGUAAGGUCUGUUGGAAACUAGGCAAGUGAGGUUUAUGUAUCUGUGGAAUGUCCAAGGUGGCAGAAAGAACUCUUGUCUGUUGGAGGCAAAUGUGAAUGUUUUCUGCUGAUUCGAUGCCCAAACAUCACAUUAAAAAAACAAAUCUCAAGUAUAGUUAGUUCUAGUCACAAAACUAUAGGUUAUGUGACAUGACUAUGCAUCAAUUUCCCCUUGCAUAUACAUGAUUGU